AUGUGCGGCAUCUUUUGUUCCGUCAGUGCUACCGAACACCUGGUCCCCACCAAGAGACACUGCCUGCUCCUGGAGAAACGAGGUCCUGACUCUUCGAGAGAGCUAAGACAGAAAUCUGAAAAUGUUUAUCUGACCUGUUUCAGUACCGUUCUCGCCCUGCGAGGCCACCAUACUGUUGUUCAACCUGUACAGCAUCUAGAUUACCCUGAUGCUUUCCUCUGUUGGAAUGGCGAGGCCUGGAAGUGUGGUGGCGAGCCCAUCUCAGGCAACGAUUCGGAUGUCGUUUUCACAACCAUCGCAAGCCGAAUUAAAGCUUCACAUGGCGAUGCUUCUGCUUCCCCAACUAGAACUGUGCAGCGGGCAUUGCAUCUCAUCACCGGUCCAUAUGCAUUUGUCUACUAUGAUCAUCACUCAGAUACCCUCUUCUUUGGUAGGGAUCCUCUCGGACGCCGCUCCUUGAUGUAUCGCGUCGAUGAAAAUGGUAAUUUUAUCCUCUCUACCAUCUCCGGCCAACAAGAUCAAGCAUGGCACGAAGUAGAAGCCGACGGUAUCUACUCGCUUCAUCUCAAGUCCUUCUAUGCUUCUGCUCAGAAGAACGAGCCCUUCACACCCACCCGCUUUCCUUAUCUCUCCUCCUCGAACACUAUUGUCUCUACAUCUCAAGCACCUGCAUCGUCUGCCUCUCCGCUUAGCACUUCAUCUCCUUCUGUUGCCAAGAUCGAGUCCUUGCUGCGUGAUUCCUUGAGACUACGUGUUUCCCACAUCCCCGCCUGCUCACGUUCUGAGCCAUCUUCCCCUGCAGCGAAUCUUGCUAUUCUCUUUUCUGGUGGCUUGGAUUGCACACUUCUGGCGCGACUCUCACAUGAUAUACUCGAUCCUACACAGCCGGUUGAUCUACUCAACGUUGCCUUUGAGAAUCCUCGAGUACAUCGUCGGCCUGCAAAUGCAGACCCUAACGAACCUUGGUCACCUUUCGAACUCUGCCCGGAUCGUAUCACCGGACGCGCCUCGUUCGCCGAACUCCAAGCCAUCUGUCCUGGCCGAUUGUGGAGAUUCGUCGCGAUAGACAUUUCGUACGCGGAGUUUCUCGCUCAUAAACCAGAGGUUAUCAGUUUGAUUCACCCUCACAAUACUGAGAUGGAUUUGAGCAUCGCUUCUGCCCUCUACUUUGCUUCACGAGGCCGAGGGCUAACAUCUCCGGGGUCUGAAGAGCCGGUCCAGUAUACAUCUGAGGCAAAGGUCUUGCUCUCUGGUCUAGGUGCCGAUGAGUUGUUUGGUGGCUACACUCGACAUGAUACUGCUUUCCGUCGUCAUGGUUUCUCCGGACUCAAAGAUGAGCUCGACCUCGAUGUUGACAGGCUGGGAAAACGCAAUCUUGGUCGCGAUGAUCGUGUAUUGUCCAAUUGGGCAAGGGAGACAAGAUUUCCGUUUCUGGACGAAGAUCUUGUGAGGUGGGCAGUCAACGCUCCGGUGUGGGAGCGUUGCGGAUUUGGUGAGAGUACGGAAGAUCUGAACAGCGAGACUGGUCAUCUGGAGCCUGCGAAGAAGGUAUUGCGAUGCCUCGCCUGGAAACUUGGGAUGAAAACUGUGGCGGCAGAGAAAAAGCGGGCAAUCCAGUUCGGCGCUCGCACAGCCAAAAUGGAAGUCGGCCGGUCGAAGGGCACGCAGGCCAUCAUCUGA
Aureobasidium namibiae CBS 147.97 is the source of this 1680-nucleotide messenger RNA. RefSeq lists its product as uncharacterized. Gene Ontology annotation, molecular function: asparagine synthase (glutamine-hydrolyzing) activity. The transcript has 2 exons. The record is from RefSeq and is a predicted model, not a curated record. NCBI's taxonomy places the organism in Eukaryota, Fungi, Ascomycota, Dothideomycetes, Dothideales, Saccotheciaceae. Bases 1 to 1680 code for a protein of 559 amino acids.